AUGGUGGGAGGAGGAUUUCAGGAAGAGCGCUGAGUGCUACGUGUGCAAAAACUUCUAACUUCAACAAACUUUACUUUCUUUCUCUUUGCCUAAAUAAAGGCUUACAUCUCUAGAAAGAGUCGGACAGCGUUGUGGCAUUAUGUCUGGGAUGAAAAAGCAGAAAACGAAGCAAAAAUCGAGGCUACAGUGAGGCACUUACUAUGGAAGUGAAUGGACAUUUACACAGAAAAGGACCUGCAGAGAGCAACCAAUGUUGUAUACCAAGCUCACCAUGUGAGUAGAACCAAGCGUGGCCAAGUGGUUGGUACCAGAGGUGGCUUUCGUGGCUGUACUGUUUGGCUGACAGGGCUGUCUGGUGCAGGAAAAACAACUAUUGGAUUCGCUUUGGAGGAAUAUUUGGUUUCUCAUGCCAUUCCCUGCUACUCACUUGAUGGUGACAAUAUCCGACAUGGUUUGAACAAAAACCUGGGCUUCACAGCAGCUGACAGGGAAGAGAAUAUCCGACGUAUUGCAGAAGUGGCCAGGCUGUUUGCAGAUGCCGGACUGGUUUGCAUCACUAGUUUCAUUUCGCCGUUUACUAAGGAUCGAAACGAGGCCAGGGAUAUCCAUGAGAAAGCAGGUCUGCCAUUCUUUGAGGUGUUUGUAAAUGCCCCUCUGGAGGUGUGUGAGAGCAGAGAUGUGAAAGGACUUUAUAAAAAGGCCCGUGCUGGAGAGAUUAAAGGUUUUACAGGAAUAGACUCUGACUAUGAGAAACCUGAAUCCCCUGAGCUUGUGUUAAAGACAGGAGAGCUCACUGUUAAUGACUGCAUUCAGCAACUAGUGGAGCUCUUGAAGGAACAGAAUAUUGUGCCCACGGGUGUGACAGAGGAAGUGAAUGAGCUCUUUGUUCCUGAAAACAAGCUGGAGCUGGUGCUGAGUGAUGCCGAGACACUCCCAACGGUCACCAUCACAGAGAUAGACUUGCAGUGGGUACAGGUUCUGGCUGAGGGAUGGGCGACUCCACUUAGAGGAUUCAUGAGGGAGAGAGAAUUCCUGCAAGUUCUGCACUUUGGAACUUUACUUGAUGGUGGGACCAUCAACAUGUCUGUGCCCAUUGUGCUUCCCGUUGCCAAGGAGGACAAGGAGAGGCUGGACGGUUGUGCUGCUUUUACCCUGGAAUUCAAAGGUUGCAAAGUGGCAAUCAUGCGCAACCCUGAGUUUUAUGAGCAUCGUAAGGAAGAGAGGUGUGCCAGGCAAUGGGGGACAACGUGCCCCCAACAUCCACACAUCAAGAUGGUAAUGGAGAGUGGUGAUUGGCUGGCCGGUGGAGACUUGGAGGUGUUUGAGCGAAUUAGGUGGAAUGAUGGUCUUGACCAGUACCGUCUCACUCCUCGGGAGCUAAGACAGAAAUUUAAGGAAAUGAGAGCAGAUGCCGUCUUUGCCUUCCAGCUGCGUAAUCCUGUGCACAACGGCCAUGCUCUCCUCAUGCAGGACACGAAGCGCCGCCUGCUAGAGCGAGGCUACAAGAACCCUGUGCUGUUGCUGCACCCUCUGGGUGGCUGGACCAAAGAGGACGAUGUACCACUGGACUGGCGCAUGAAACAGCAUGCUGCUGUGCUGGAAGAGGGGGUGCUGGAUCCGGCAAGCACUAUUGUGGCCAUUUUCCCCUCACCCAUGAUGUAUGCCGGGCCUACAGAGGUACAGUGGCAUUGUCGGGCCCGGAUGAUCGCUAGUGCCAACUUUUACAUUGUAGGACGAGACCCAGCAGGUAUGCCCCACCCGGAGACAAAGCAGGACCUGUACGAGCCCACACACGGUGGAAAAGUAUUGACCAUGGCACCAGGCCUCACCUCUCUAGAGAUUAUUCCUUUCAGAGUUGCUGCAUACAACAAAGUUAAAAAGGCCAUGGAUUUUUACGAUGAGGAAAGACAUGAUGAAUUUGAGUUCAUCUCAGGGACCAAAAUGCGAAGCCUCACCCGAAGUGGGCAGAACCCUCCAGAUGGUUUCAUGGCCCUCAAAGCAUGGAAAGUCUUAGCUGAGUACUAUAGUUCUCUGCAAAAGGACCAGUGAGCAAUAGCCACUGGCCUCUAUAUAAUUUAGCUCUAUAUAAUCUAUGUCUUUAGAAAUUCUAAAAAUAGACUGAUGCAUUUAUAUGUAUAUAUAUAUUACGCACGCACGCACGUACACACACACACAAUAUAUAUACUGUAUCUUACAACAAACCUUUAGUGUAGACUUUUUAAAUAUAUUUAUUACUGAUAUACCACACAUUUUUUUAGAUAAACAUUUAUCUAUAUUUAUCCCCUGAAUUUUUAAGUGUGAUUAUGGUGUAUUUUGUCCCCAGUAUCCCACUUAUAGAAAACAUGCACAUUUGAACUAGUUAUUGCCGUCUCAGAUGUUUUAUAGACUUGUCUAAUCAAGCAAAUCGAAAUAUGCCUGACAGUAAUUAGACCAACAUUUUGCCUACCUCAACUGGAACUUUAAAUGUUUAAUGGUGUUCAUCUUGACAGUAUUCCCUAUUGGUUUAUGUCACUAUUGACCGUGGAGAACGUCUUGUAAUCAACACAGUUUUACACACAGAAUUGUAUUAAAUUCUUUUUAAGAAUUUAAAGAUGUUAAGUACAGAAAGGAGAUUAUGACCACAGUAAAAAUGUAUGAGACGUUUACAAGUAAAAUUGUUCUUUUUACAUUGUACUUUUCAUGUG
Myxocyprinus asiaticus (Chinese sucker) is the source of this 2684-nucleotide messenger RNA. RefSeq names its product 3'-phosphoadenosine 5'-phosphosulfate synthase 2b (gene papss2b). NCBI's taxonomy places the organism in Eukaryota, Metazoa, Chordata, Actinopteri, Cypriniformes, Catostomidae. Gene Ontology annotation, molecular function: ATP binding; adenylylsulfate kinase activity; sulfate adenylyltransferase (ATP) activity. The coding region runs from base 211 to 2049 and encodes 612 amino acids. The record is from RefSeq and is a predicted model, not a curated record. The transcript is spliced from 13 exons. Gene Ontology annotation, biological process: sulfate assimilation; 3'-phosphoadenosine 5'-phosphosulfate biosynthetic process.